AUGGAGAAUUAUCUAUUAAGUUCGCCUACUCAACUUUCUCAACCUUAUGAUUAUGAUGAGAAUUUUGACUUCUUGCAAAACUUAUACCAGCCAAUAGACCCCCUGGCUCAACUACAACAACUCCAGUCACAACAGCAGCAUUCGCAACAACAGUUUCAACAACUUUAUCAGCAUCAUCAACAACAGAUUUAUCAGGACCAGCAACAGCAACUACAACAACUACUGGUGCCACAACAAUUUCAGUUUCCUCCACAGCAUUUUGAAGAGCCACCUUCUCAGAAACAACAAGAGCAACAACAGCAUCAACAACAGGAUGAUGUUUCCCUGCAAAUCCAGCUGCAACAGUUAGUACAAUUACCAGAAGAUUCUGACCAACUUCAGGAUCCAUAUUUGGAAAACGAGGAAUGGACUUUCCCCAAAUCUAGAUCGCUAAAUUUUGAUUCGAUAAAUAAAUCAUUAUUAGCAACUCCUUCAACAUUCAUGCAUAAAUCCUCAAACUCUGUUACUUCCAUAACAUAUGAACCACCAUCGUCAUUCAAUUCACCAAUUACCCCUAGUAGAAAUAGAUCAUUGUCUUACACAAGAGUAUCCAAGACACCAAAGACCCCAACUCCUAGAAUUUCAAGAUCAAUCUCAAAAAUUUCACUUGAUCAAUUUAUUCAAACCCAUGCAUCAGGAAACACCACUAGUCCUAAGAUCGAUCUUCUCAGCCCAUCAAACUACACAAACUCAGCAGCUACACCUUUGAUCAAACCAAGAAAACCAGUCAUGAGUCAAAAUUCAUUCCCACUUUCAAUACAACCUCCAAUGGAAGACUUAAGGGAAGCACCACCUCCACUUUCACUGAUUCUUCCUACACCAAAUAGAGACAUUCAACCUGGAUUACCUAUUAAACAAGAAUCACCAUCAACAAUAUCGUCCUUAAAUGCAGUCGCAACAGCAGCAGCAUCGGCAACAGCAACAAAGAAGAAGACAAGUACUUCGAGAGCAAUAAAGAAAUCACCGUCACUUUCACCACUGUAUUCAGAACCAGUACCAAAUCUGGCUGCUUCGACUGCUCCUACAACAACUUUUGCUACAACAACUUCCACAUCUGCCGCGACUUCUGUUACAGGAUCUCCUCCCGAACCUACAACAAUUCCAAUUCCAAGCAAUAUGGUGAUCACCAAGAAUAGAGUAAGAAAUAAUCGAUCAACUCAAUCAAGAGAAGAUAAAAAUAAGAAAUAUUCGUGCCCUAUUUGUGAUGGUCGAUUUAUGCGCCCAGAACAUGUGAAGAGACACCUUAGAUCUCAUACGCUGGAAAAACCGUUUGAAUGUGAACAAUGUCAAAAGACAUUCAACCGUAAGGACAACUUGAAAGCUCAUAUAAAGAAGAUACAUAAGAUCAUAUAG
Molecule: messenger RNA, 1392 nt
Organism: Candida tropicalis MYA-3404
Lineage: Eukaryota; Fungi; Ascomycota; Pichiomycetes; Serinales; Debaryomycetaceae
Gene: CAS5
Product: Cas5p
Exons: 1
Coding region: 1-1392 (463 amino acids)
Biological process (GO): regulation of transcription by RNA polymerase II
Cellular component (GO): chromatin
Molecular function (GO): RNA polymerase II cis-regulatory region sequence-specific DNA binding; DNA-binding transcription factor activity, RNA polymerase II-specific
Source: RefSeq, a predicted model, not a curated record